AUGUCGACCAACAAGGGCGGAGGUGGAGGGAAGAAGAAGAAGGAGGUGAAGAAGGAGACGAAACUGGGGAUGGGGUACAAGAAGGAUGAUAACUUCGGGGAGUGGUACUCCGAGGUUGUUGUUAACAGCGAAAUGAUUGAGUACUAUGACAUCUCUGGUUGUUAUAUCUUGAGGCCUUGGGCGAUGGAAAUAUGGGAGUUGCUGAAAGAAUUUUUUGAUUCGGAAAUAAAAAAGUUGAAGCUGAAACCGUAUUAUUUCCCUUUGUUUGUUACGGAGAAUGUUCUGCAGAAGGAGAAAGACCAUAUUGAGGGCUUUGCCCCUGAGGUAGCAUGGGUUACUAAAUCAGGAAAAUCUGAUCUGGAAGCUCCUAUUGCAAUCCGUCCAACAAGUGAGACGGUCAUGUAUCCAUACUUCUCUAAAUGGAUAAGAAGCCACCGGGACUUGCCUUUGAAGUGUAACCAGUGGUGCAAUGUUGUUAGAUGGGAGUUUAGCAAUCCAACUCCUUUCAUAAGGAGCCGUGAAUUUCUUUGGCAAGAAGGCCAUACAGUUUUUGCAACUAAAGAGGAGGCAGAUGAAGAGGUCCUCCAAAUAUUGGAACUCUACAGGAGAAUAUAUGAAGAAUUUUUAGCAGUUCCAGUGUCCAAAGGGAGGAAAAGUGAGAUGGAAAAGUUUGCUGGUGGACUUUAUACAACCAGUGUGGAGGCCUUCAUUCCAAAUACUGGCCGUGGUAUACAAGGUGCAACUUCCCAUUGUCUUGGUCAAAACUUUGCAAAGAUGUUUGAUAUCACUUUUGAGAAUGAAAAGGGUGAACGGUCCAUGGUGUGGCAGAACUCUUGGGCAUACACUACCCGCUCGAUUGGAGUCAUGAUAAUGACACAUGGUGAUGACAAGGGCUUAGUGCUGCCGCCAAAGGUGGCACCUAUCCAGGUCAUUGUUAUUCCUGUGCCAUUUAAAGAUGCUGACACAACAGCUAUUAAAGGGGCGUGUGAGUCGGCCGUUUACACCUUGAACCAAGCUGGGAUUCGAGCAGAUUUGGAUGCUCGUGAAAACUACUCUCCAGGUUGGAAAUAUUCUCAAUGGGAAAUGAAAGGUGUUCCUUUGAGAAUCGAGAUAGGUCCAAAAGAUCUGGCGAACAAGCAGGUGCGUAUUGUCCGACGAGACAAUGGUACAAAGGUUGAUAUUCCUUCAACCGACUUGGUUGAGCAGGUUAGAGUGUUGCUGGAUGGGAUUCAAGUAAACUUGUUGGAAACAGCAAAAGCAAAAAGAGAUGCAUGCAUUGAAAUCAUCAGCACCUGGGAUGAAUUCAUAGCGGCUCUCAACAACAAAAAGUUGAUCUUGGCUCCAUGGUGUGAUGAAGAGGAGGUCGAGAAGGACGUGAAAGCUCGGACCAAAGGUGAACCGUGUGCUUUGCUUCCGGAAAGCCUGCUCAAAAGUGGUCAUUCUGGGGUCGCAGCUAUUGAUCUCUGUGUUAUGUCACCUAUACAUUGCCAUUUUCGUGGAUCUUUUGGUCUGGCAAAGCUGUUUAUUAUACUACCUGAUUUUUGA
Molecule: messenger RNA, 1545 nt
Organism: Triticum turgidum subsp. durum (durum wheat)
Lineage: Eukaryota; Viridiplantae; Streptophyta; Magnoliopsida; Poales; Poaceae
Source: the annotation of a GenBank genome assembly